GAGCAUUACACAUCAUUUUUGCUAAUCCCCAAAAUAAAUUAAUUUAAUUAAAUUUAAUUAAUUAAUUAAUUAAAUAAAUAAAUAAAUUCAAAACCCUCAUUUUUGUCGUCUUCCAUUCUCAGUGUUUCUUCUCCAUCACCAUUAUAUAUAUAUAUAUAUAUAUAUACAUACAGUUUUUUCUCUCAAGUGCUGUUGUUGUGAUAUAUACACAUACAUACAUAUAUAUAUAUACAUAUCGCUGUAUCAGUCCGUCGUGUUGGAGAAAUCGAAGGAUUUUUCAAUUUCAACCAUGGCGGGAGAAUUGGACAAGUCGCUGUUGAACGAACACAAGGAGAAGCAUUUCACGGCCGGUGAGGUGGUGCGCGACAUAAUUAUCGGCGUUUCCGACGGGCUGACGGUGCCGUUCGCCCUCGCGGCGGGGCUCUCCGGCGCUAACGCCUCCUCCGCCGUCAUUCUCACCGCCGGCGUCGCCGAGGUUGCUGCGGGCGCCAUCUCCAUGGGCCUCGGAGGUUAUCUUGCUGCGAAGAGUGAAGCAGAUCAUUACAUGAGGGAACUGAAAAGAGAGCAAGAGGAGAUCAUUGCUGUGCCUGAUACAGAAGCUGCUGAGGUUGCGGAAAUAUUAGCUGAUUACGGAAUCCUGCCUCAUGAGUAUACUCCGGUGGUGAACGCUCUGAGGAAGAAUCCAAAAGCUUGGCUCGAUUUUAUGAUGAAAUUCGAGCUGGGAUUGGAGAAGCCAGAUCCAAAGAGAGCAUUUCAAAGUGCAUUCACAAUUGCCAUAGCUUAUGUCGUGGGUGGAUUAGUGCCCCUUCUGCCGUACAUGUUCAUCCCCACAGUUACUAAAGCUGUGCUUGCGUCGGUUGUGCUAACUCUUAUGGCUUUACUCAUAUUCGGCUACGCCAAAGGUCGCUUUACUGGAAACAGACCGUUUAAGAGCGCUUUUGAAACUGCUCUCAUCGGAGCUCUUGCAUCUGCUGCUGCCUUUGGCAUGGCGAAAGCUAUACAAGGAUGACGACUUUUUUCCAAUUAGACGAUUUCGGGUUUUUGUUUCUUCGUUUUCUGUGCACUCUUUCCCGUUUUUAGUACUUUCAGUUCUUUCUUCGUUAAAACUUGGGACCUUUUUGAUUUGUUCGUCUCUAUUAUGCGUAUUUCUAGUUUUUGUUUUUCUUUCGGGUGUAAUUAAUUGGUGAGAACACUUGCUAGAUAUCCAGUCUUUCUUUUUCAAAGUUGG
This is a messenger RNA of Erythranthe guttata (spotted monkey flower), 1228 nucleotides long. It is a transcript of the gene VIT1, whose product is annotated as vacuolar iron transporter 1. Gene Ontology annotation, molecular function: manganese ion transmembrane transporter activity. Gene Ontology annotation, biological process: intracellular manganese ion homeostasis. NCBI's taxonomy places the organism in Eukaryota, Viridiplantae, Streptophyta, Magnoliopsida, Lamiales, Phrymaceae. The record is from RefSeq and is a predicted model, not a curated record.